AUGGGCGGAUGGAAGGGGCCCGGGCAGUGCCGGGGAAGGGAAGGGCCGAGGAGUGGCGGCGGCGGCGGCGGCGGGAUUCCCGCGCCGCUGAGCCCGGCCCGAGAGCCCCUCCGCCUUCCUGCCUCCUGCCCGCCGCCCCGGGGCGCCGCCAUGACGCCCGAUCUGCUCAACUUCAAGAAGGGAUGGAUGUCAAUCUUGGACGAGCCUGGAGAGUGGAAGAAGCAUUGGUUUGUGCUGACAGAUUCCAGCCUGAAGUAUUACCGGGACUCUACCGCCGAGGAGGCAGAUGAGCUGGAUGGUGAGAUUGACCUGCGCUCCUGCACAGACGUCACGGAGUACGCGGUGCAGCGCAACUAUGGCUUCCAGAUCCACACCAAAGACGCCGUCUACACCUUGUCGGCCAUGACCUCGGGCAUCCGACGGAACUGGAUUGAAGCUCUGAGGAAGACCGUGCGACCAACUUCAGCCCCAGAUGUCACCAAGCUCUCGGACUACAACAAGGAGAAUGCACUGCACAGCUAUGGCACCCAGAAGGGCUCGCUGAAGGCAGGGGAGCAGCGGGCAGGCUCUGAGGUCAUCGGCCGGGGUGGCCCACGGAAGGCAGAAGGGCAGCGGCAGUCCCCGGACUACGUGGAGCUCUCGCCGCUGACUCAGAGCUCCCCGCAGCGGGCCCGCCCGCUGGCCCGCGCUCCCGACCGCCCAGCCAAGCGUGAAGAGCUGGAGCGGGACCUGGCCCAGCGCUCCGAGGAGCGGCGCAAGUGGUUCGAGGCCACGGACAGCAGGGCCAUAGAGACGCCGUCUGGCGAAGGACCACGCCGGACACUGGGCGCCCCCCUGACGGAGGACCAGCAGAACCGGCUCAGCGAGGAGAUUGAGAAGAAGUGGCAAGAGCUGGAGAAGCUGCCACUGCGGGAGAACAAACGGGUGCCGCUUACUGCCCUGCUCAACCAAAGCCGCAGCGAGCGCCGAGGGCCCUCGAACGACAGCCAUGAGGCCCUGGAAAAGGAGGUCCAGUGUCUUCGUGCCCAGCUGGAGGCGUGGCGUCUCCGAGGGGAGGCGCCUCAGGACGCACCCAGGUCCCAGGAGGACGGCCACAUCCCCCCGGGCUACAUCUCCCAGGAGGCAUGCGAGCGCAGCCUGGCCGAGAUGGAGUCCUCGCACCAGCAGGUGAUGGAGGAGUUGCAGCGGCACCACGAGCGGGAGCUGCAGCGGCUGCAGCAGGAGAAGGAAUGGCUCCUGGCCGAGGAGACGGCAGCUACCGCUUCAGCCAUCGAAGCCAUGAAGAAAGCCUACCAGGAGGAGCUGAGCCGGGAGCUGAACAAGACACGGAGUCUCCAGCAAGGCCCAGAUGGCCUCCGGAAGCAGCAUCAGUCAGACGUGGAGGCACUGAAGCGGGAGCUGCAGGUGCUAUCGGAGCAGUACUCCCAGAAGUGCCUGGAGAUCGGGGCCCUGACACGGCAGGCCGAGGAGCGUGAGCACACACUGCGGCGCUGCCAGCAGGAGGGCCAGGAGCUGCUGCGCCACAACCAGGAGCUGCACACUCACCUGUCGGAGGAGAUCGACCGGCUGCGUAGCUUCAUCGCUUCGCAGGGCACAGGCAACGGCUGUGGGCGCAGCAGUGAGCGGAGUUCCUGCGAGCUGGAGGUGCUGCUGCGGGUGAAGGAGAACGAACUUCAGUACCUGAAGAAGGAGGUGCAGUGCCUCCGGGAUGAGCUCCAGAUGAUGCAGAAGGACAAGCGCUUCACCUCGGGAAAAUACCAGGAUGUGUAUGUGGAGCUGAACCACAUCAAGACACGGUCGGAGCGCGAGAUCGAGCAGCUGAAGGAGCACCUCCGCCUCGCGAUGGCUGCCCUACAGGAGAAGGAGUCUAUGCGCAACAGCCUGGCCGAGUAGAGGUCCUCUUGGGCCAGGCCAGCUGGAGACCCUUCAGCCCAAGGGACCAGCCUCCCUCCUUCCCUGCUGGAUGGAAGCCAGAAGCCAAGCUUUCUCCCACCCUCUGUGGGCCGCACGUGCACUCACACCCACCACACACACACACCCCACACAUAUGCGCAGACAUACAUGAUGUGUGCACAUACACGCACGCACACGCACAUGCACACAUGUAAACACACUACACACUUGCAUGUAUACACACAUGUGCACACACAUACACAUACAUACACACACACAGACACACACUGCAUAUCUGAGCGCCCCUCGCACUGGGUCUUACCUUGCACCUUCUUCAGGAUUUUAUAUGUGAAGAGAUUUUUAUAUAGAUUUUGUUCCUUUUUUUCCCAAAACACUUUAUACGUUUUAAAAAAACAAUUGCUGGUAUCUGUGCCUCCAGCACUGGCUCCCCCUCUGUCUCCAGCAGCCCCCCACUUGAGUUUCUGGGCCCAUGGCCCUGCGCCAAGGGUCUAGUGGAGGCCCAGGCAGUGACCAUGGCAGUGAACUCCAUGGGGAGAGGCAGGGAGCCAGCCAUCCUCUCUCCCUACCCCACCUCCUACUAACUACUUCCUGCCCUGGGUAGACCCAUACCCUGGGGCUCUGAACAGAGGGACAGAUGGACAGAGGGAGUGGGCAGCUGUCCCAUGGCCUCCUUCUCUGAGGGGGUGCUGGGCAUGGAACCGUUGGAGCCGCCCCAUAAAGACAUUUCUCUCCUGCUCCCCAAACCUUCUUAACUUAAUAAAAUGUUCCAAUAGCU
Messenger RNA from Loxodonta africana (African savanna elephant), 2689 nucleotides. It is a transcript of the gene TRIOBP, whose product is annotated as TRIO and F-actin binding protein. Gene Ontology annotation, cellular component: actin cytoskeleton. Lineage: Eukaryota; Metazoa; Chordata; Mammalia; Proboscidea; Elephantidae. Gene Ontology annotation, molecular function: actin filament binding. The record is from RefSeq and is a predicted model, not a curated record. Gene Ontology annotation, biological process: positive regulation of substrate adhesion-dependent cell spreading.